UCCCUCCCCUCCCUCUGUUUUUCUUUGUUCUGUGGGCUUCCUCUGUUUUCAGGGUUUUGAGAGAGAACCAGCGAAAUCUCUCUCCCCCUCUUACUUUCUCUCUGAUUUUCUUUCUCUUUCUCACUCAAAUUAUGAUUCUCGACAAAGGGUCAGUGCAAUCGAACCUUGAUUGCUUCCUCGAUUGCACAACACCAGUGGUCCCAUCCCAGUUCCUACCGAAGAGCGAGAUCAGAAACCUUAACAGGCUUUGGCACCCUUGGGAGAGGGAAAAAGUUGAGUAUUUUACAUUGGGUGAUCUUUGGAAUUCUUUUGAUGAAUGGAGUGCUUAUGGUGCUGGAGUUCCGAUCAGUGUGGACAAUGGAGAAACCCUAAUUCAGUACUAUGUGCCUUACCUCUCUGCAAUCCAAAUCUUCACGAGCAAUUCGUCGGCGAACAGUUUAAGGGAAGAGACUGAGUCGGUUUGUGAGACGAGGGACUCAUUCAGUGACUCAUUCAGUGAUGAGAGCGAGAGCGAGAAGCUAUCGAGAUGGGAUGGAUGUUCCUCUGAGGAUGGAGUGUUUGAGCAAGAGAGCUUUUGGCAUCUGAAUGACAGACUGGGUUACCUAUAUUUUCAGUAUUUUGAGAGAUCAGCUCCUUAUGGAAGAGUUCCUCUCAUGGAUAAGAUCAGUGGAUUAGCUCAAAGAUACCCUGGAUUAAUGUCGUUAAGAAGUGUGGAUCUUUCUCCAGCUAGUUGGAUGGCAGUUGCUUGGUACCCAAUUUACCACAUCCCGAUGGGAAGGACCAUCAAGGACUUGUCCACAUGUUUCCUCACCUACCACACCCUCUCCUCUUCUUUUCAAGAUAUGGAACUUGAAGAUGACAUGGUGGGGAGUGGCGAAAGGAAGCGAAAGGAAGGUGAGUGCAUGUCACUCCCUCCAUUUGGUUUGGCCACUUAUAAGAUGCAAGGGGGCAGCUUGUGGGUAUCGGGCAGGUGUGGCCGGGACCAAGAGAGGUUAGUGUCACUUUUGAGCGUGGCUGAUUCGUGGCUAAAGCAGUUGAGGGUCCAACACCAUGACUUCAACUACUUCACGGGGAUUCGGCGUGGCUAAAAAAAAAAAAAAAAUAUCACAUAAGCUUCAUGAUUCACUCUCAACCCCACCAAAGUUUUUUCAACUGUUUGAGGAAUCCUUUGGUUUUUUGGGCCUUUGGUUUUGUGGUGUUGUUUAAUUUGGAGGAAUGGCCUUAAAAAAAAAUUAAAAAAAAAAAGAGAAGAAAAGAAAAAGAAGAAAAGAAAAAAGAAAAAAAAAAAAAAAAGAAGAGAAAAAAAAAAAGAAAGAAAAAGAGAGUGGGUUUAGAGUUGAUGUUUUUUUCUCUUUGUUGAGCUUCAGGAAUGGGCAUGUUUACACAGCCCAAAUCCAUCUCUGAGAUCUCUUUUCAUCACAGCACAUGAUCAGACUAAAAGAGAUGGAGGCUUGUAUCUUUUUCUUGUCUCUGCUUUAAGAGUUUGUUGUUUUUGGUUUGUGGAGAGAUUAGACAGUUUGAUGAGAUUAGAAAUGGAUGAGGAGAGAGGAAAUAGUCCCCCCGGGGGGGCGCUCUUAAAGACUCUGAACUCUUGUCAAUGGUGUAGUAUUACAUUCUAAUGACCAAUGAUGGAGUCCUUGUA
Messenger RNA from Camellia sinensis, 1642 nucleotides. RefSeq lists its product as uncharacterized. Lineage: Eukaryota; Viridiplantae; Streptophyta; Magnoliopsida; Ericales; Theaceae. The record is from RefSeq and is a predicted model, not a curated record.